Messenger RNA from Bicyclus anynana (squinting bush brown), 6631 nucleotides. RefSeq names its product nuclear pore complex protein Nup58 (gene Nup58). Gene Ontology annotation, biological process: nucleocytoplasmic transport. Gene Ontology annotation, molecular function: structural constituent of nuclear pore. The transcript has 13 exons. Gene Ontology annotation, cellular component: nuclear pore. The record is from RefSeq and is a predicted model, not a curated record. NCBI's taxonomy places the organism in Eukaryota, Metazoa, Arthropoda, Insecta, Lepidoptera, Nymphalidae. The coding region runs from base 181 to 1836 and encodes 551 amino acids.
UUAUUAUACUCUUUGUGUCUGUGGUUUAUUCUCCAUUCUCUCGGAUUUUGAAUUUCAAAAGUGCAAAUGUAAAAUGAAAAUAUCAAAACUUUUUUCAGCAAAGUACUAAUUUGGUUUCAUAAAAGUGUAUUCUUAAUUCCUAUUAGAGAAUAAGAUAUUCCAAAAGUUUACAGCUUUAAAAUGUCUUUCAAUUUUGGAACGCCUUCUAGCGCUCCGGCUACAGCAGGGCUUACUGGUUUUAGUUUUGGCGCUAACAAGCCAGCGACAACAGGUUUUGGUUUAACUGCAACAUCUCAACCCUCCACCGGCCUCUUUGGUACUCCGGCAACAUCAGCUCCUGCUUUUGGGGCCGGGACCUCUACAUUUGGCUCCACUCCUGCUUUUGGGGCUACGUCCACUGCACCAGCAUUUGGCACCACAACACCGGCUUUUGGGACUACACCAGCUUUUGGUACAACCGCGGCAUUUGGUGCAACCUCGGCAGCACCAGCUUUUGGUGCUAACACCAGUUUUGGUGCAGCAACCAGUGCACCUGCGUUUGGUGGCACCACAUCUCUAUCUUUUGGUGCUACAACUUCGGCGCCUGCUUUUGGAACUGCUGCACCAGCUUUUGGUACAACAGCGCCGGCGUUUGGUGCUGCGAAUACAUCAUUUGGCGCUGGAUUGGGAACCGGUGGUCUCAACUUUGGAACUAGUACUGCUGCUUCGACAGGGUUGUCGUUUGGUACUACCACCACAACCACCAGCGCAGGGCUGGGCGGUUUGGGUGGCUUCGGUUUCGGCACCACCACAACCACCACACAGUCUGGUUUUGGUUUAUUUGGUGCCACAAAUACUGCUACUACUACUGCUGCGCCAAGUUUGGGUCUGGGUGGAGUUGCCCAGCCUGGGAUAACAAAUACAACUUCUGCUGAUGGGAAAAGUGAACCACCAAAGCAAACCAAACUACCUAAUGAAAUAUCGACAACUGUUGAAUCCUUUAAGGAGUUUGUUAAAAAGCAAAAGUCACUCAGUUCUGACGUAAUGCGAGUUAAUACCAAGCCAUUGCAUAAGGUGGCCCGAGAGGCGGAGAGCAUGCUGCGCGCCAUACUAGCGCUGCGCGGCGAGUGCGGCCGCUCCCGGGCGCAGUCCUUCCGCCUGCGCGCCGCCGCCGCCAACGCGCUAGCCGCGGCCGAAACCGCCGUGCGAGACGCGCCAGCAGGCGCGGACCCCGAGGGCGUGUCUCCGCCGCUGUACAUCAAGGAGCUGAUCGCGGAGCUGGAGCAGCAGCUCAUCACCUUCCGCAGCCAGAUGGACGCGGCGGACAAGCAGAUGCAGGCCUCGCCCAAGCUGCUCAGCGAACAAGAGCUGACGUUGGGCAUCCGGCGCAUGCACGAGUCGCUGGUGGCGCUGGCGGCGCGGCUGCAGGCGGUGCACACGCAGGUGGAGGCGCAGAAGGAGCAGUACCUCAACCUGCGGAAGUACAUCCUCAAGGACCCCAGCAACGUGUUCGACACGCCCUCCACAAACGCAAGCCUCGACCAGAUUCUGCGCGACGCCGAAGGCUCGAGGAAAAGCACCAAGAAUGCGAAUCUCUCGGACAUUGGGCUCGGCAGCGCCGUGCUCUCCGACCCGCGGGCCGCUUUAGGUAACAUACAGCAGUUAGCUGGACCGACUCCCUUCACCUACCUGGGCAGCACUCUGUCAUCAUUCCCCUCAGCGGAUUCCACAGGAUCGAACUGGCAACCUCAACCGCAACCCGUCAACACGUCGCUGACGAUGCCGAGCUUUGGCGCCGCCCAGAACGAGACCAGCUUCCAGCUGCAAAAGCCGCCCGGCAAGAGGGGGAAACAAUGAUAUUGGAGAUAAUAAGGUACACGAAAGUGCACCUUAACGCUGGACAAUUGAGAACAAUUUCGCGUGUGAAAUGUGAUGAAUUUAGGAUAUAAUUAUUACUGUUGUAAAGUACGCGCGUUAACAACUGAGUCUUAGGGCCAUAAAUCAUUUCUCUAUAUCUAUCUCGCUUGCACUUAUGGGUCUUAUGGAGCCGUCUAGUGAAGGGUGUAACAAUGAAAGACAUAUUAUCGAUAAGUAAAGUUUAUUAUCGUAUCUUGUUCACAAAAUUAAAAAAAUUAACAAUAUUUGAUUUAAUAUAAUACAUAUUUCAUAUUAUAUAAUUAUUAACUAAAUAAAAUUAAUCUUCAUCUGAGUCUUCAUCAUCAGAAUCUUCGUCUUCUGCCAAAUUUAUUAUAAGCGGCGCGUGAUCUCUAAUUAGAGCUUUUUGUAAAUCUUUGUUUUGAAGUUCUUCGGCAUGCCUAACACAUUUGGCCCAGUCUUCUCGUGUGACAUUUUCUAUGGCUCGGUGGAGGUGAUUUUCGACAUCUGCUAUCUUGAAGGUAUUAUUAUUCUUCGCAACUUCUCCCUUUACUUGUGCCCAAAUUAAUUCUAUUGGGUUAUAUUGACAGUGAUAUGGAGGGAGCCUUAUUACUUCAUGACCUCGUUCAUUUGCCAGAUGGUCUAAAGCGUAGACCUUCUGCGGGUUACUGGCUUUUACUUUUCUUAUUAAUUCUUCAAUAAUUUCGUUGCUGGAAUAUGGAAUCUUUUUCUUUGUCAACCAUUCUUGAAUUUCAGCUUUCCUCGUGUUUCUUGUGGGUAUCUUUUCCAACUGUAUCGAAUGAUAGCUUGCGUUAUCGACAAUUAUAACUGAGGGCUCUUCAAGUAGAUUCAGGAAUUCGGAAAACCAUGCCAUAUAUGUUUCGCCAUCCAUUUCUGUGUGGUAAUCAGCAUCCUUUGAUUUCACCGCUUUAAAUAUUAGCUUCGCAUCUGGAACGAAGCCAGUCCUUGCAGAACCCGCAUGGCAAACUAUUAAUCUUUGGCCUUUUCCCACAGGCUGAUUCUUGAAACCUCCUUCAUCGUUGCUUCCAAGCCACAUCCUCUUUCUUGCAUGGUUUUGAUUAAUCCAUGUUUCGUCUAGAUAGAAACGUGGUCGCUGAUCGUUAGUUCUUCUAAGUAAAUCCAAUUUCCUUAAAAAGUCCAUUCUAGCACAAACAAUAUCAGUUCUUUCCAUUAAAUAUUUACGUCCUUCGCUAUUUUUCUUAUACUGGAACCCAACCUCCUUCAGUAGUAUUCUCAUUGAAGUGUUGCCGCAUUUAAAAUCGGGUAAUUGUUCACGGAAUUUUUCUAAAAUUUUCGCCACGGAUGGAUACUCUCCAUUCUCAUAAAAUGAAGCUACAGUUCGCUUCAACACACUUUUAUCAAAAUCGUCAAUAUUAGUGACGGUUUGUGGUUUCUUAAAAUUUGUUCUUGGUAUACAGGUACUGCCUGAUUGUGAUACUUCCGUCUUGAUUCGGUCCACUGUCGCUCUGCUCACACCACAAACAAAUGCGGCCAUUUCACGUGGUUUGUUGAAAUUUAGAGAAGCCACUUUAUUCGGAUCACUUUUCAAUUCAUUGAGAAACAGGAAUACGUUGUGAAUCAGUGUUCGAGCUUGAGGGCUAAUAUCGCCAUGUAAUUUCUUCAGAUCAACGUUAGAAAAUAAAGUAUCCAUAGUGCGCAACGAGUAACACAUGAAUGUAUUUAUUUAAUUGCAGUAAACACAUUUAUAGCAAAAAAAAUACGCAAUGCAAUUACAUUAGAAACCGACCAAUCAGAAUCGUCCAAAUCAUUAUUGACUCAUCAUUAGCACGUGCGCAGGUAGCCGUUUAUCGAUAAUUAGGGUGCGCAGGUAGGCGCGCUGCACAUUCCUAUCUUUUUUGACUUUUAUGACCGGACGACUCAGAUGAUAACGCGCAUACUAUAGUAGUAAUGUGUGUUGUUCCAAUGGGGAUGAUGACUGGGUUUGAAUAUAUUGAUUUUUAUGAUAAAUUCGGGUAAAUAAGGUCAAUGUUAACUAAUUUUUACACAAAAAGCAAAGAUUGUCUGGAUAUUUGCUAAAUAAAUGAGAUUAUGAAAUUUCAAAUUCUAUUAAAAUAGAAAUCUUUUAUCGUAAUUAGAUGAAAAUUAGUACAGUUUUAGCUUCCUUACAAUAAAAGUGUCAUUUUUUAAUAUUUGAACUAUAAACAUAAACGCACAAAUAACAUAGAUAUUAGUAGUUUUGUUUGAACGCACAUACAAAUCUAACGAUCAUUACAUUAUCUACGACGUCAUUAGUUCGUGCCAUUUUGUAUGGGGCGUUUUUCAGUGAUCCGCGGCAGCGCCGCAAAUCUGACCUUUUAAAUCCCUAUAGCUCCGUAAGUAAUGAUCGCAGACACCCUGUUCCUUUGACAAAAUUGCUUUACUAUUAGCAUACUCUUAAUUUAUAUACAAUUUAAAAAACUGUCAUCAUCCCUAUACUCUGAAUAUCGCAACAUGUCGAAUGGGAAUGGUGACUAUAGCUUGGCAACUUCGUUCGUUACACUCUCAAUGAUCCGCGCGGGCCAGGGGGCGUGUAGCGAUGAAUGAAAAGCCCAUGACUGAUGCACCUCUCUUCCCCGCACGCACGACUUCACACCCGCGCAGUCUUUCCCCCCCGUCGCUGGCAUAUCAUGGGAGUGUCAUCAACGAACUUGUCAUACUAUAGGUUUGAAUAUAUUGAUUUUUAAGAGACAUUCAGGUAAUUUAGGUAAAAGAAAAUAAAUCUCUGUAACGUGCGAUGUUGCUUGUAAGUUAAAGGAAACUACUUGGUAAAAUUAUAUCUAAAAAAUGAAGCAACGUCAGCGACGGCCUUGUCGCGCAGUGGGUAGUGACCCUGCUUUCUGCAUCCACGGCCGUGGGUUCGAUUCCCACAACUGGAAAAUAUUUGUGUGAUGAGCAUGGGUGUUUUCCAGUGUCUGUGUGUAUUUAUACAUUAUAUAAGUAUUUAUAUGUAGUAGUAAUUGUAUAUGAAUAUUAUAAUAUCAACUAUCUUAGCACCCAUAACACAAGCUACUCUGUAUGCUUACUUUGGGGCUAGAUAGUGAUGUGUAUUGUUUAAGUAUAUUUAUUUUUAUUUAUUUAUUUACCUAUUUGCUAUGUGUAUGACUGAAUAUUGUCUAUCUCAUAUUUCCUAUAACUAAUAAGUAUCAGAUAGGUUAUAUACAGGAUGCUCGGGAGUAUUUCCCAUAACUUCAAGGUGUUGACGAGUCCACUUUUCAAAAAUAAAAACUUUAUGUUUUCAUACAAAGUAAUACAAAUAAUUCCGACUAUCCAUGUAACACACAUCUUUAUCCAUCCUUGCAUUUUAGAAUCCGUAUUACUUGGCUACGAGAUAGUUAUAAGGAUGCGAUUAUGGGACACGUUUUAAGAUCCAAUCACAAAAUAAAUAUUAUUUACCCCGAAAAUAUUAAUUUUAAAACACAUGUUGAACUUUAACAUUAUUAAUUAAUUUUCGGUAUAGAACGUACCUCAGAGUUAUGGGAAAUACUUCCCAGCACCCUGUAUAACAGAUAAGUAAUAUAUCUGAUUUUUGUUAUAACUAUUUCAUAAUUGAAAAAAAAAAUUAAACCCACCUACCCGUAUUUGAGUAGCGUGAUGGUUUAAUGAUUUAACCUCUCGGUAUAUAUAAAAUGUCUUCAUUGGCUCAGUGAUUUACACUAAAUAUAAAUAAGAAGUAGUUUAAUAUACUGUUAUUUCAUAAUUUUGUAUAGAAUCAUGACACUGUUAGAUUGUGAAAUACGUUACUUUUUAAUCUCACUCGUGAUAUUAUAAUCUGCCGUCAUAUUGUGAACUGAAAAUACUGAUUACAAUUUAACGUGUUAUUUUUCGGUAUACUAUAUUCGGUAAAUAAAUAAUAUUUUAAAAUUUAACGAUUUAUAAACAUUUUACAAGUAGACAUUGAAGACGAAGAAUUCCUUGAAAAAAUGAUAUUUUCAAAUCUUGUAUCUAAUUAUUUAUAUUUAUAAUAAUAGGCUAAUUAUUAACACUGUUUUUAAAUGGUCUUAAAUUUUACUAGAUCGAAAAUAAUUUAUGAUAUUUUUUUUGAGACAUUAAUUCAUAAAACAUUUAAUUUUUAAAUAUUUCUUGACAGUACGAGUCAAAAGGCCAACCACCAUGAUUGUCUAUAUUUUAUCUGUUUCAUGACGUCACUUAAGCUUGUAAACACUAAAUCUUAUCCAAGCGCUUUGUUUGACAAAAUUAUUACUUAUUUAAUUAGUUUGACGUUUAUUCCUUAGGUGACGUCAAGUAAGGUCGUGACGUCACAAAAUGGAUGACCGCGUUUUUGACGUUCGGAAAAAUAGAAAAAAUAAGUUUUCUAUGAACUUUUAUUAAUUUAUAUGGAUAUAUAUUACGGACCCUUAUUCCAUGAAUAUAAAUCUAUAUAUCAUAUUGUUUAUCUUAACGUCGUCAUCAACCCAUAUUCGGCUCACUGCUGAGCUCGAGUCUCCUCUCAGAACGAGAGGGGUUAGGCCAAUAGUCCACCACGCUGGCCCAGUGCGGAUUGGCAGACUUCACACACGCAGAGAAUGAAGAUAAUUCUCCGGUAUGCAGGUUUCCUCACGAUGUUUUCCUUCACCGAUUGAGACACGUGAUAUUUAAUUUCUUAAAAUGCACACAACUGAAAAGUUGGAGGUGCAUGCCCCGGACCGGAUUCGAACCCACACCCUCCGGAAUCGGAGGCAGAGGUCAUAUCCACUGGGCUAUCACUGCUCUUUUAUCUUUUAUCUUAACGAUGCGAGUCAACUUUCUUUGUAUACCA